This is a messenger RNA of Manduca sexta (tobacco hornworm), 1896 nucleotides long. Its product is annotated as RNA polymerase II subunit A C-terminal domain phosphatase SSU72-like. The transcript has a single exon. Gene Ontology annotation, biological process: termination of RNA polymerase II transcription. The record is from RefSeq and is a predicted model, not a curated record. Bases 215 to 793 code for a protein of 192 amino acids. Gene Ontology annotation, cellular component: nucleus; mRNA cleavage and polyadenylation specificity factor complex. Gene Ontology annotation, molecular function: RNA polymerase II CTD heptapeptide repeat phosphatase activity. NCBI's taxonomy places the organism in Eukaryota, Metazoa, Arthropoda, Insecta, Lepidoptera, Sphingidae.
UUCCGUGUUCUACUCAACACCUUAACUCGCUCAACUCUAUACUUGGGUCUAAACUGGAGAAUCAUGUUCAAGAUUCAAUAUUUAUUUAGUUCUGAGUUAGUAAUUAUUUCUUUAGUAAUAGGAAGAUAAAGAAAAUAUUUAUUACGCAUACUUAACUAAUUGAUAAAACAAACCGUCUUGUAUUUAUGUGGUGUGUUUAUUACAAACUGAAAAUAUGACGGACAUUUAUAUAGCUGUAGUAUGUUCGUCCAAUAUGAAUCGUAGCAUGGAAGCUCAUGCAUUCCUCGUCAAAAAGGGUUUUAAAGUUAAGUCGUUUGGUACAGGCGAGAAAGUGAAAUUACCUGGGGCUUCUGCUGAUAGGCCGAACUGUUACGAAUUCGGCGUUCCGUAUGAUGAUAUUUACAAUGACCUAUUGGAAAAAGACAAGAACUACUACACUCAAAAUGGGUUAUUACAUAUGGUGGAUAGAAACAGAAGAAUAAAACCCUCGCCCGAGAAAUUUCAAGUGUCUACUGAACGUUUUGAUGUUAUAAUAACUUGUGAGGAAAGAGUGUAUGAUCAAGUAAUAGAAUGGUUUGGAUCAAGGAGGUCUGUUUACAACCAGCCUGUUCACGUAAUCAACAUUGAUAUUCAAGAUAACCAUGAAGAAGCGACUAUUGGUGCAUUUUUGAUUAGUGACAUGGUUACAAAAAUGGCUCAAAGUGAAGAUUUGGACAAUGAUAUUGAUGAAUUGUUGCAUGAGUUUGAAGCUAAAUGCCACCGGGCGAUAUUGAACUGUAUAAUGUUUUACUGACAGUUAAAAUAUUCUAAGACUGAUGGGCUGAUUAUAUGUUGACAAUUUUAAUAUUAGACUGUGUUGAAAAGUUAAAUAUGACUAUUAAAUAUUUCAUCAAUUUACAUGCAAAAUGAUAACUCAUAUAAAAGUAUAUCAUCACAUUAUGCCUAAAAUAUUAAUAAGAAUAAUGAAAGUAAUAAUACCAGAUACCCUGUAUUAUAAUAUACUGCACUCUGCUGAGCACCAGCCUCUUCUAAUACUUGUGGAUUUUAGCCCUUAGUCCAACAUGUUGGUCUAGAGCGUGUUGGUAGGCUUCACACACUUUUGGAAUUAUUUAAAUUGUGUAAAUGUUGAUUUAUAUAACUCUAAUACAUUAACUAAUGUAGAUACUUUAAUACUACAUAGCAACUCCACAGUAAUAUAUUGACUUUGGUAGAAUUUGAAGAAGAAUAUACACAUAGAAUUGAGAUAUUGGAUGGAAUCACAUGAAUUCUACAAUAACAAAGAUUAUUGUUUUAAAUGAAUUGUUCUAUUCUUAAUUAGUAAAUUUGAAAAAAGUAUCUUGAGGUAGUUAUUUGUUUUGUAGCGGAAUAUUUUGUGUUAAGAUUUUAGACAUGUUGAGAUGAUUUCCUUCAAGUUAUUCAUAAUUGUAAAUACCAUUCUAAAUGACAUCAUUUGAAUACUGUUUUAAGUUGGUCACACCUAUGUUAAAAUAAAUAAAAUUAAUUGUUCCACCCUAUAUUGUUACUGUUACAAAAUGAAUGGUUAGAAUACUUUAUAUAUGCUUCAUCAAUAAUUAUGAUUAUGCAUAUAUGUAGAAUCCACAAAAUUCUAUGAUUCCAUUGUUUAAGACUGACUUGCACUAUGAUUCCUCUGAUUCAAAUUUGGACACAAAAGAUGUAUAAAAUAUGCUGUCAAUCCCGACUUGCAAUAGUUGUUAGUAACUGCAAAAUAUUUGCUUUAUCUCUAAAUCACUUCAGCCAUUACUGAAUCAUUGUACAAGCUAGGCUUAACAUAGUUGUUUUGUAAAUUUAUACAUGUUUGAUAUUACCUUAAAUGUGCUGCCUUUUUAAUAUAAUUUGAUUAUUGCAAAUGGUAAUAUUUGCAUUUAGCUAACAAUA